CCAGUAUUUUUAUGACUACAUUGUGAAGGAGUCAAGCAGAGGACUUAUUCCGACGACGCGACGACCCCUUCCCUUUUAAUUCCUCAUUACUUUUUUCUCUUAAAAUUUCUGAAUUUCAUUUGAAUUUGAAUUUAGUUUGUAUUUGAGUUUGAAUGGGAACUCCGGAAUUCCCAGAUCUGGGAAAACACUGUGCUGUUUCCGAUUGCAAACUCAUUGAUUUCUUGCCCUUCACUUGCGAUCGCUGCAACCAGGUGUAUUGUUUGGAACACCGAAGUUUUAUCAAACAUCAGUGUACAAAAGCUGACAAGCAAGACGUGACUGUAGUAAUAUGUCCACUUUGCGCCAAAGGAGUUCGCCUAAUACCUGAUCAAGAUCCAAACAUAACAUGGGAGAAUCAUGUUAACACUGAGUGCGACCCAUCAAAUUAUGAGAAAGUUACAAAGAAGAAAAAAUGCCCUGCCGCUGGAUGCAAAGAGAUUUUAGUUUUCUCAAACACAAUUAAGUGCAGGGAUUGCAAUGUAGAACAUUGUUUGAAGCAUAGGUUUGGACCUGAUCACAAAUGUCCAGGGCCUAAAAAAUUGGAAACUACUUUCUCCUUUAUGAAUCUAAUGAAUAAGAACAGAAAACAGGAGUCGAAAACCAAAUCAAGUUCAACGACCUCCUCCUCCUCAUCUAACUGGACUACGAGCUUUCUUAAUGCGGCUUCUAAUAUUCGAGCUUCAGCAGAGGCAGGAAUGUCAAAGUUGAGUGGUGAAAUUAACCAAGCAUGGGGGACAUCUAGCAACGGUGCGGGGAAAAGCAAUGGCAGUGGUCAAGUUGAGCAAUGUCCUCAAUGUGGUGCCAAGUUUUCCUCGGUCACUACUUUAGUCGAUCAUGUACAGAAAUCUCAUGAAAGAAGUGGCAACCGAUCCGGGCCGAAAGUUACGAUUGAUGUGUGUCCUAAGUGUAGUAAAGGAUUCAGAGACCCUGUGGCCCUUGUGGAGCAUGUUGAGAGGGAUCAUGGUGGAACUUCUAGAGCAUAGGUAUUAAGUUGAUAUUGAAUUAAUUUUGAAAUUUGAAGUUGUAGUUUCUGAAAUGGAUAGUUCCUGGAUGAAUUCAUUCAGUGUAUAAACAUUCUUUUCCCCAGUUUUAUCGCAACACAAGAUAUGAAUAUAAAUUUGAAGAUGUUUUUUAUUUCUA
Cicer arietinum (chickpea) is the source of this 1179-nucleotide messenger RNA. RefSeq names its product zinc finger AN1 and C2H2 domain-containing stress-associated protein 11-like. Gene Ontology annotation, cellular component: cytoplasm. NCBI's taxonomy places the organism in Eukaryota, Viridiplantae, Streptophyta, Magnoliopsida, Fabales, Fabaceae. Gene Ontology annotation, molecular function: zinc ion binding. The record is from RefSeq and is a predicted model, not a curated record.